This is a messenger RNA of Neolamprologus brichardi, 2999 nucleotides long. RefSeq names its product transient receptor potential cation channel, subfamily C, member 4b (gene trpc4b). Gene Ontology annotation, cellular component: plasma membrane; cation channel complex. Gene Ontology annotation, molecular function: store-operated calcium channel activity; protein binding; inositol 1,4,5 trisphosphate binding. Gene Ontology annotation, biological process: regulation of cytosolic calcium ion concentration; calcium ion transmembrane transport. The record is from RefSeq and is a predicted model, not a curated record. Lineage: Eukaryota; Metazoa; Chordata; Actinopteri; Cichliformes; Cichlidae.
AAACAAUCAGAGCACGCAGCUUCCCUUUCCGACUACAGCUGUGCGCGGAGCUUCGUCGACUGCUUCAUGUGAUUUACAACUUGAAAACAUCAGGAGUAAUUCUCCGUGAAGACUGAGACAGUUUGGGCAGCAAUGUCUCAGCUGUACUAUAAGAAAGCUGACAGCUCCACGUACAGGGACCGCAUCCCUCUGCGGAUCGUGCGGGCAGAAUCGGAGCUCUCUGCUCUGGAGCGGGCCUACCUGGGGGCUGUAGAGAAGGGGGACUACGCCAGCGUGAAGCAAGCUCUGGAAGAGGCUGAGAUCUACUUCAGGAUCAAUAUCAACUGCGUUGACCCCCUGGGACGCACAGCUCUGCUCAUUGCUAUUGAAAACGAGAACCUGGAGAUUAUUGAGCUGCUCCUCAGCUUUAAUGUACACGUGGGUGAUGCCCUGCUACAUGCCAUCCGUAAAGAGGUAGUGGGGGCCGUUGAGCUGCUGCUCAACCACAAGAAGCCACGUGGGGAAAAGCAGGUUCCAUCGGCUCUGCUGGACAAACAGUUUUCAGACUUCACCCCAGACAUUACUCCGAUCAUCUUGGCAGCUCAAACUAACAACUAUGAGAUCAUCAAACUGCUCUUGCAGCGAGGUGUUUCUAUACCCCAGCCACACGCUAUACGUUGUAACUGUAUGGAGUGUGUGUCCAGUUCAGACGUGGAUGUCCUGCGUCACUCCCGUUCUCGUCUAAAUAUCUACAAGGCCCUUGCCAGCCCGUCGCUCAUUGCCCUCUCAAGCGAGGAUCCUUUCCUCACGGCAUUUCAGCUUAGCUGGGAGCUGAAGGAGCUCAGCACGGUGGAGAACGAAUUUAAAUCAGAGUAUGAAGAGCUGUCCCGUACAUGUAAACAAUUUGCAAAGGACCUCUUGGACCAGACUCGUAGUUCCAGAGAGCUGGAAGUAAUCCUCAAUUACCGUGACAACAUCAACCCGUUGCUGGAUGAGAACAUUAAUGAGCUGGCCCGACUGAAACUGGCUAUCAAAUAUUCCCAGAAAGAGUUUGUUGCUCAGCCCAACUGCCAGCAGCUGCUGGCGUCUCGCUGGUAUGAUGAAUUCCCAGGCUGGAGGAGGCGUCACUGGGCAGUAAAGCUCAUCACUUGUAUCUUCAUUGGCCUUAUGUUUCCACUGUUAUCCAUCUUCUACCUGAUCGCUCCAAAGAGCCGCUAUGGCUUAUUCAUCCGUAAGCCUUUCAUCAAGUUCAUCUGUCACACUGCUUCCUACCUGACCUUCCUCUUCCUGCUCUUCUUGGCCUCGCAGCAUUUACAGAGCGAUGAUCGGUUGGAACACCGUCAGGGCCCAUCACCCACCAUUGUGGAGUGGAUAAUCCUGCCCUGGGUGCUUGGCUUUUUAUGGGCUGAGAUCAAACAGAUGUGGGAUAGUGGUUUUGAGGACUACAUAGAUGACUGGUGGAACCUGAUGGAUUUCAUAAUGAACUCUUUGUAUCUUGCAACAAUUUCACUGAAGAUUGUUGCCUAUAUUAAGUACGGUGCAAAGUGCCAGUUGAGAGACACCUGGGAAACGUGGCACCCAACGUUGGUGGCAGAGGCAUUGUUUUCCAUCGCCAAUAUUUUCAGCUCCUUGCGUCUCAUUAGUCUUUUCACUGCCAACUCUCAUUUGGGGCCUUUACAGAUUUCAUUGGGCCGCAUGCUUCUGGACAUACUUAAAUUUCUCUUCAUCUACUGUCUAGUGCUGCUAGCAUUUGCCAAUGGCCUCAACCAGCUCUAUUUUUACUAUGAAACAAAUAACGGGACUUGCAAGGGCAUCCGCUGUAAUCAGCAAAACAACGCUUUCUCCACGCUAUUCGAAACACUGCAGUCAUUAUUUUGGUCUAUCUUUGGGCUGAUUAACCUGUACGUGACGAACGUGGAGCCGGACCAUACAUUCACAGAAUUUGUCGGCUCUACCAUGUUUGGCACCUAUAAUAUCAUCUCCCUGGUAGUGCUUCUAAACAUGCUAAUCGCAAUGAUGAACAACUCAUACCAGCACAUUGCUGAUCAUGCAGACAUAGAGUGGAAAUUUGCACGAACAAAAUUAUGGAUGAGCUAUUUUGAAGAAGGGGGAACUUUGCCAUCUCCAUUCAAUUUAAUACCCAGUCCAAAGUCAGUUUAUUAUCUAAUUGGAUGGAUAAAAACACAUUUGUUUAGGAGACCGAGCACAAACCGUCUUGAAACCUUUGAAACUUUGGGGAGACGUGCAGCUGGAAAUGUAAAAUUAAGCCAUGAGUAUCAGGAGGUUUUGAAGAACCUCAUGAAACGAUAUGUGGCUGCAAUGAUUAGAGAUGCCAAGACAGAGCAGGGGUUGACAGAAGAAAAUUUCAAGGAGCUCAAACAGGAUAUCUCCAGCUUUCGCUUUGAAGUUCUGGGAAUGAUGAAAGGUAAACCCGGGCUAGCAGGUAAUAUUGCAAGUACUACCUUGGCUUACCCUGGAAAUCCAUUCAAAUAUUCUCCUAAAUUCCCUAUUGAUGAGUCUCAACAGAAGCAGGACAUCUUUGAUAUGUUCACUGCCACUACCAACACUACCAACACCACCCUACAACCUGCCAAAAUCACCAGGUCUGCUUGCUUUAAUAGCCAAACCAGUGGUUCAGUUAUUUUGUCUACUGCAGGACAGACUCAAAAUGAGGCUGCCACAGAAGAUUCAAACACUGGAUCCCUUCACAAAAGGAAAAAACUCCCUUCUCUGAAAUGUGAUGAAAUAUGUUCAUUGCCAGAGGAAGAAAUGUUGGGUACUGAUGAAGAAACGCAAGGAAAACAUCAGACUGAGGACAUAAUUGUGGACGUUUCACAGACUGAUGAGAAGGAAUUCAAGGACAUUAAACCUUCUUGCAAAGAACUUGAUAAGGAUGGGCCGACAUAAUAUAAAAAUUAAUCUGCCAGCAAGUAAAACUUAAAAUAGUUUAUUGAAAUAAGUUUGCUUGUGAUAAACUGUACUGUAGUAAAUUACCUAUUCUGCUUAAUCAUGAAUUCUAU